Planococcus citri (citrus mealybug) is the source of this 2428-nucleotide messenger RNA. It is a transcript of the gene hyx, whose product is annotated as cell division cycle 73 hyrax. Bases 188 to 1753 code for a protein of 521 amino acids. The record is from RefSeq and is a predicted model, not a curated record. Gene Ontology annotation, biological process: transcription elongation by RNA polymerase II; positive regulation of transcription elongation by RNA polymerase II. Gene Ontology annotation, cellular component: Cdc73/Paf1 complex. Gene Ontology annotation, molecular function: RNA polymerase II complex binding. The transcript is spliced from 11 exons. Lineage: Eukaryota; Metazoa; Arthropoda; Insecta; Hemiptera; Pseudococcidae.
GUUUUCUGUUUUUGUUGGUGAUUUGUGGUGCAUUCGUCUCUGAUUAUUUUUUCGGUUUUUUCGAUACAUGCAUGAUUAUUAUUUAACAGUGUCAAAUUAAUUUUUUAUUAGUAUGUAUUCAUUGAGUCAGUGGCGAAUGUGAUUUCCCAAUUGCCGUAAUUUGUAUCGGUGAUUCUAAACGGUCACGAUGGCUGAUCCGUUGAGCCUUCUCCGUCAGUACAACGUCAAUAAGAAAGAAAUCGUGGAGAAAAAUGGACAAAUCGUAUUCGGAGAGUUUUCAUGGUCGAAAAAUGUACAAACCAACUUCCUUAUGUAUGGUUCUGGCAAGGAUGGAAGUCCGAAGGAAUACUACACGUUAGAAUGUCUGCUAUUUUUCCUGAAAAAUAUAUCAUUAUCACAUCCUGUAUACGUUCGACAAGCAGCUACCGAAAAUAUACCCGUAGUACAUCGUCCCGAUCGUCGUGAUUUGCUUGCUUAUCUAAAUGGCGAAACUGCAACGUGUCCUAAUAUCGAUAAAAGUGCUCCUUUGGAAAUACCAACCCAAGUCAAACGUUCCGGUACUGAUGAUUCGCAAGAAGUGGUCGCUAAGAAACCUCGUAUCGAGGAUACUCUCGAAGUGCAAAGGGUCAAAGAGCAACUUGCUGCCAGAUUAGAUGCUCCGAAAGAAUCUGCUGUCAAUAUCGAUAAUAUCAAAUCUUUAUCGGAAGCUAUGUCUGUUGAGAAGAUCGCUGCUAUUAAAGCUAAACGAUUGGCCAAAAAGAGAACCACUAUUAAAGGGCACGAUGAUUAUGCGGUUGGAGCUCCCGAGCUUAAACAGAUGCUUGAUUUCGACGUCGAUAUUACUAAAGAAAUUAUCAAAAGAGAGAGACAAUGGAGGACUAGAACUACUAUUCUGCAAAGUACCGGAAAGGUAUUUGGUAAAAAUAUUUUCGCUAUUUUGAGUUCGAUAAAAGCUCGAGAAGAGGGUAAAUUGAAGAAUCCUGUUGUAAAUGCUACGCCAAUCACGCACGCUAAACCGUCUGGAUCUGGACCUAAUUACAAUCGUUACGAUCAAGAAAGAUUUGCUAAAGAUAAAAACAAUACCGAAGGCUUUAGGAUCAAUACCAUGGGUUCGUAUCACGGUAUGACUUUAAAAUCAGUGACUGAAGGAAACCAACCAAAAAAACCAGUGGCCGCUGUUCAACCGAUGCCAACACCUCAGGCUCCUCUCGCAUCACCUGGUCGAAUGUCAGUUACAACGCAAAAUCAGAAACGUAUUUCUCGAACUCCUAUUAUUAUUAUACCAGCUGCUGCAUCAUCGCUAAUUACCACGUUCAACGCUCGAGAUAUAUUGCAAGAUUUAAAAUACGUCACAACGGAAGAAAAAAGAAGCGCGGGCGCUAAAAAAGAAUCGGAAAUUCUAUUACAAAGACGUAAAGAAGCUUCGGUCACCGUACCUUAUCGAGUAGUAGAAUGUCCUCAGAAAUUGAAUAACGCCGAAUGGGAACGAGUAGUGGCGGUAUUCGUGGCCGGACCAGCGUGGCAGUUCAAAGGAUGGCCUUGGGAUGGAAAUCCCGUCGAGAUAUUUACCAAAGUUUGCGCUUUUCAUUUAAAAUACGACGAAAUGAAAUUAGACGUGAAUGUGGGCAAAUGGGCUGUGCACGUUAUCGAAUUAUCGCGUUCGAAAAGACAUCUCGAUCGAGCUGCACUGAUGACAUUUUGGGAGAAAUUAGACAAGCAUAUUUUGAAAAACAAACCUCAUUUGAGAUACUAAGUCGUAUCGUACUAGGUUACGACUUUAAAAACUCGGAGAUAUCUACGUCAUAGCAUAGUGUUGAGGAAUCAUCCGAGUCGUCAGUAGUAUUAACGCACCGAAUUAUUUAUUGGUAACUAAUAUCCGAGUGUGUCUUGAUAAAAUAUUCGUAUUCUUCAUUUCGUGAUAUUUUUUUUUAAAUAUACCAUUUUUUAAAGUAAUCUAUUAAAAUGUCGAAUGGUUAUCGUAGUAGUGAAUUAAGACGUGUGCGAGCGCAUUAAUCCGCAAUUCGGUUCUGCGAACCCGUCGUUUUAUUAGGAAAUUUUAAUCGAAGAAAAUGCGCGAGGAAAAUGCCAAUUCGAGAUUUGUGAUGAUGGUUUUUGAAGAAGAGCGAUUUUUACACGCAGUUUGGUGAUCGUAUUUUUAUUUUCAUUUACGUAGGUACAUCUGAAUGGAAUUGUUUUGUUAUUCGAAAUAUAUGCAACAUAUAGGUAUUUUGUGUUUAAAUCGUGAUUCGUGAUGCAUUUUUAAUGAGUAAAACUGCGAAUUGUAAUUUAUUCUUAGUAAAGAUAUUUAAUCAUUAUGGUGAUCGAAUGCUGUAAUACAUAUUUUAGUCAUUUCGUAUGUAUAUUAGAAAACCACAUUAUUUCGUAUAAUUUUUAUCGCUCGUGUAAAAUAAAAUGUUCGCGAAUGUUA